This is a messenger RNA of Falco peregrinus (peregrine falcon), 3229 nucleotides long. It is a transcript of the gene EXTL1, whose product is annotated as exostosin like glycosyltransferase 1. NCBI's taxonomy places the organism in Eukaryota, Metazoa, Chordata, Aves, Falconiformes, Falconidae. The transcript is spliced from 13 exons. The record is from RefSeq and is a predicted model, not a curated record. The coding region runs from base 528 to 3104 and encodes 858 amino acids. Gene Ontology annotation, molecular function: glycosyltransferase activity. Gene Ontology annotation, cellular component: membrane.
GGAACGGGGGGGAACGGAACGGAGGAGUCGCGGAGGGGGAGCACGGAGCAGGGAGAACGGGGGGAGCACGGAGGCACCCCCGGGGCAGGCGAGCCCCCCGGGCCCGGGGCUGCGCGGAGCCGGGCGAGGCGGCGCAGCUGGAGCGGGGGGAGACCGGCCCGGCCCGGGGAUGCGGCCGGCGGGGACCCGCGGCGUGGGACAGCGGGGCCCGACCCCCCCCGGCGCUGCGUGUCCCCGCAGGGAUUUGAAGCUGGGCCAAGCGGCGAUGGGAAUGUCAUUGUCGCAGCCCGGGGACCCGACGCAGUAAAGGUGGUCCCAAGCUCUGCCCCACACCGCUCGGCGGGGCCGCGGGGGGACCGGGGGUCCGUCGCCCUCCUGCAGGCUGCGGGGGCUGCAGGAGCACCUGGGGGCCGGGAGCCAUCCCACCAUCCCACCGCCUGCUCGGGGACCCACCGGGACAUCGGCCUUUCCACCGGACUCUGGUGCCUGUCGGAGCCCGAUGAGGAGCCGGGGCCGUGCAUGACCCUAUGCAGACCAGGAAGAAAUACAUUUUCCUGACUUUCCUUGCCUCUUGGCUCCUGCUUUUCUUCUUUGGAGGAGACCAGCUACGCCGUUUCCCUUUCUUUUCUGGGAGGAAAGUCGAAGCCCGGAGGAACUGGCCACACUGGACGGAUCGGUCCCUUCUCACCAGCUUUGCGGACCCCAGGGAGCUCCAGGGCAAUGAGGACCCCUCACUGCCAUCACCCCGGGAGCGGCGGGCGGCACAGCUGAGCGUCUACAAGAACAGCAGAUGUCGGAUGGAAACCUGCUUCGACUUCUCCAGGUGCGAGAAGCACGGCUUCAAAGUCUUCACCUACCCUCGGGAGAGGGACCAGCCCCUCUCAGAGAGUUACAGCAAAAUCCUCGCCUCCCUUGAGCGUUCCCGCUACUACACCCCCAACCCCGAGGAAGCCUGCCUCUUCAUCCUCAGCAUCGACACACUGGACCGCGACCAUCUCUCGGGUCAGUAUGUCCGGAACGUUGAUGAGAAAAUCCGCGGCUUCCCGCUCUGGAACGGUGGCCGUAACCAUCUCAUCUUCAACCUCUACUCGGGCACUUGGCCCAACUACACCGAGGACCUGGGCUUCGACAUUGGCCAGGCCAUCCUGGCCAAAGCCAGCUUCUACACCGACAGCUUCAGGCCUGGCUUCGACAUCUCCAUCCCUCUCUUCUCCAAGGACCACCCGCAGCGCGGCGGGGAGAGGGGGUGGUUGUACCAGCACUCGAUCCCCCCAAAAAAGAAAUACUUGUUGGUGUUCAAGGGGAAGCGGUACCUGACCGGCAUCGGCUCCGGCACCAGGAACGCGCUGCACCACAUCCACAACGGGAAGGACAUCAUCUCACUCACUACCUGCAAGCACGGCAAGGACUGGGAGAAGCACAAGGACACCCGUUGCGACAAGGAUAAUGUCGACUACGAAAAGUUCGACUACCAGGAGCUGCUGCACAACUCCACCUUCUGCAUCGUGCCCCGGGGCAGGCGCUUGGGCUCCUUCCGCUUCCUGGAGGCACUGCAGGCUGCCUGCAUCCCCGUGCUGCUGAGUGAUGGCUGGGAGCUGCCCUUCGCCGAGGCCAUCGACUGGAGCAAAGCAGCCGUCGUGGGCAGCGAGAAGCUGCUGCUGCAGAUCCCCUCCACCGUCCGCUGCAUCCACCCGGAGCGCGUGCUGGCUUUCCAGCAGCAGACGCAGUUCCUGUGGGAUGCAUACUUCUCCUCUGUCGACAAGAUCGUGCACACCACGCUGGAGAUCAUCAAGGACCGGCUGCUCCCGCACCGUUCCCGCUCCCGCUUCCUCUGGAACACGCUGCCGGGGGGGCUCCUGGCCCUGCCUGACUUCUCCACCCACCCCGGGGACUUUCCCUUCUACUACCUGCAGCAGGGUUCCAGCCCCUCUGGGAAGUUCACAGCUUUCAUCCGGGCUGUCUCGCCAGUGGGCUCCCUCUCCCAGCCCAUCCUCAGGCUCAUCCAAGCCGUCUCCGGCUCCCAGUAUUGCGCCCAGAUCCUGGUGCUGUGGAGCUCCGAGAAGCCACCACCGCCGAGUGGGAAAUGGCCCCAGACCACCGUGCCUCUGACCAUCAUCCAGGGCAGCAGGAAGCUCAGCGACCGCUUCUUCCCCUACGCGGCCAUUGGGACGGACGCCGUGCUGAGCCUGGACGAGCACACCAGCCUCUCGACCAGCGAGGUGGAUUUUGCCUUUGGGGUGUGGCGCAGCUUCCCCGAGCGCAUCGUGGGCUUCCCCACGCAGAGCCACUUCUGGGACCCUGAGCAGAGGCGCUGGGGCUACACGUCCAAGUGGACCAACGAGCUCUCCAUCGUCCUCACCACUGCCGCCUUCUACCACAGGUAUUAUCACAGCCUCUUCAUGGAGUAUCUGCCGGUGGGGUUGAGGGAGCUGGUGGACGGGCUGGCCGCCUGCGAGGACAUCCUGAUGAACGUCCUCGUGGCUGCUGUCACCAAGCUGCCACCCAUCAAGGUCACCCAGCGCAAGCAGCACAAGGAGAAUGUGCCCCAGCAGGUGAAGGGCACGGCGGGGGGCGGCCGGCGGCCGGCGUUUCUCCCAGCGGCAGGAUUGCCUCAACCAGUUGGUGGACUGGUUCGGCUACAUGCCCCUGGUGUCCUCCCAGCUGCGCCUGGACCCUGUCCUCUUCAAGGACCAGGUCUCCAUCCUGCGCAAGAAAUACCCACGCUUGGAGAAACCCUGAGAGCUGCGGGGGAUCGGGGUGGGGGUGCCCCGUUCUGGGUGCACGGAGCCCUCCCGGCGCAGGUGGUCGCUGCUGACGGGGUUUUACUCGUUAUUGGGUUUUACCAGUGCAAUAAAGGUGGGUGGAGAGGCAGAGUCCGGCCGGUGGCUGUGGGACGUGGGGCAGCGGGAUGUGCCGGGCAGGGAGCACCGGCAGCACACCGGGAUUUUGGUGUGCUGGUGUUUCUGCCGUUUCUGUCAUCGGCGGCUGCCCAGCCACCCUGGGAAUCCACCGUCCAGCACCCAGCCGUGCGCGCAGCCCCCGGCCUCAGCCCCGCGGGGAGGGCGAGCGCUUUGGCUUCCCAAGGACAAACAGCGGAGCGAUAAGAGGCAAGAGCAGGGCGAGUGUGUCCUCCCUCCCCCAUGCUGGGAUAGAUCCCCCCUCAGCCCCCGGGCACCCCAGCACCCCACUGCCGUACAGUGCUCCCCGAAGAAGGGAAAAGGGUUUUUUU